Pseudocercospora fijiensis CIRAD86 is the source of this 912-nucleotide messenger RNA. RefSeq lists its product as uncharacterized. The coding region runs from base 1 to 912 and encodes 303 amino acids. Lineage: Eukaryota; Fungi; Ascomycota; Dothideomycetes; Mycosphaerellales; Mycosphaerellaceae. Gene Ontology annotation, molecular function: protein binding. The record is from RefSeq and is a predicted model, not a curated record. The transcript has a single exon.
AUGAUCGACUCCGACUCAGACGACUCUUUCCACAGCUUCCACGCCGAAGAUGACAACGAUCCAACACCUGCCAUUCCUCCGCCUCCACGAAAGGAAUCAGCACAGACCCACAAUACAAACGACGACAAGCCGCCCAAGAAAGUCGCAAUAGAACGUGUCCCUCCCGAAGAAGAAGCAAAACUCCUCGCCGAGAGCAACUCAAUCAAAAACUCCGGCAACUCACUCUUCGGAACCGGCAGCUACGAAAACGCCAUCCAAACCUACGACCUCGCCCUCUCCUCCUGUCCCAAUUACCUCGACUUCGAACUCGCCGUUCUGCGUUCCAACAUCGCCGCAUGCCACAUAAAACUUCAAGAAUGGAAAGAAGCGAUAGAAAGUGCCGAGAAAGGGAUAGAAAAUCUUGAGCGGUUGGAACCCCUUCCUGUAGCCAAACCAGACUCGAAGAAACAAGCCGCAGCAGGCACAGAAAUUGAAAAUGGGGUGGAAGAAGUUGACGAUGACUUGGCGGAGCGGAUGGAGAAUUUACAGAAAUCAGGGCGAUCGCUAGAUGAAGUUCGCAAACUACAGAUCAAACUCCUCCUACGACGAGCAAAAGCCAGGACAGAAAUAGGAAGCUGGUCAUCUCUCCAAGGCGCAGAUGAAGACUAUCGAACACUUCUCAGUCCUACAAUACUACCUUGUCUAUCGCCUACGGAUCGGAGGACUGUGACGGAAAGUGCGCAAAAGCUGGCACCGCGUUUGAAUAAGGCGAAGGAGAAGGAGAUGGCGGAGAUGAUGGGGAAGCUGAAAGGGUUGGGGAAUUCGAUACUCAAGCCUUUUGGACUGAGUACGGAGAAUUUUCAGUUUGUGAAGGAUGAGAAGACGGGAGGGUAUAGUAUGAAUUUUGAGCAGAAUCCGGGGAAGAAGGAGUGA